AAAUGGCGAAGUGCUGCUCUUCCGUUCUUCUUAAACAGCAUGGCGAACUUCGAGCAUGCUGAAGACAACCCAAAACACGUGAACAUGUCUGGAGAAAUCCCUGCCGCUUGCGACCCAGUCCAACCGGGCGAAGCGGCCCCUGCACCGGGCGGAGAUGCGGAAGUCCUCCCGUGUGCGAUCCCUACGUUCGCCGCCGCCUCGGAGCUGCUGUCAGCGCCCUAUUCGUGUCUGGUUAUGAACACGCACCGGAGACACAUCGCCCUGCCGCCCAUGUACCUGAAGAAGAAGAGGACGGGUAUUCAGGAGGAGCUGGAAGCCGAGCUGCUCAGGUUCUCCCAGAGUCUGAACGGAGUGCCGCUAGCUUAUGACAACAUCAGGAUAGUGGGCCAUCGGGGAGACAUUUACGACGACAGCGGCUACAUCCACAUGGACAUAGAGGCCAACUUUAUUGUAUUUCAGCCCAAAAGGGGACAGAAACUUGUGGGGAAGGUAAACAAACUGGGCAUAAGCCACGUGGGCUGCCUGGUGCACGGCUGUUUCAACGCCAGCCUCCCUAGACCGAACCUGGUCCCCGUGGAAACCUGGAGGGACGCGGGGCCGAGGAUCGGAGCCGAGCUGGAGUUUGAGGUGCUCGCGCUCGACGCGGAUCCUGCGGGGGUGCUGCUGAUCAGAGGACGACUGGGCAGGACCAGGGUGCAGGAGCUGCUGGCUAUGGGUGAGAGCUCAGAGUCCGGUGUCCCUGUGGAGCAGCCAGAACCGCAAGGCACGGAAGCAACGGCAGAACAAAGCCAACAGGAGCCUGUUGAAGACUCCCCCAAGAAAAAGAAGAAAAAGAAGAAAGACAAAGUCAAAGAGGAGGAGGCAGAACAAGAGAUAACAAACAUGCCCUCCUGUCAGCAGGACGGCGACCCGGCGUCGGAGCUGAACGGAACAAUGGAUGAGGCGGACGGCAACGAGGCUGGUGAGAAAAAGAAGAAGAAGAAGAAAAAGGAGAAACGUGUGAAAGAAGAAGAGGAGAACGUUGAACUCUCGCGCCCCGAGAUCCACGGGAGUGACUCCAGCGGUUACCAUAGUGACAAGCCAAGCAAGAAACGGAAGCAUGAAUCCAGUGUCGACGCAACAACGGGUGUUAGCGACGAUCCCGAAGUGAGAAAAUCCAAGAAGAAACGAAAAGGUGACAUUGAGCAGUUCGCCUGAAUAAAAAAUGGACAAUGGAUUGAUGAUGUGGUAGAAAUCAGGAGGAAUAAUUGACACUGGCAAUGUUUUUGAUGGAGGAAUAAACUGGCGUGCCUUAAUCAUUUAACACAAUAUUAAGCAAACAAGGUGUCUGCCUUCUUCUGAGCGUUUUUCAGAUCUUCUAAGCAGAUGAUGAAUCACGCAGGAGAGCAGGGGAAUGAAUGAAUGAACGAAUCGAGCAGACCUGAGGGGCUGUUCCUCGUUGCAUUGCUGUUCCAGCGCACUGCCUGAUGGUGGAGCAAAGCUGCUUCAUACGUGCACACCAGAAAUCCACAGGUGGAAAACGUGUGUGUUUAACGUGGCCAGCAGAGGCAGGAUUGAGUUUUUGUGCAUUUUCUUUUGUUUGAUAUUUGCAUGUUCGCCUCGGUGCCUUCAGGCGCUUCUUAAGCAGAUUGCCUUGAUUUUAACUGCAAGUCAAAGUGAAGUUUUACAAAGUGAAAGUCAUAAUGUUCAGUCACAGUGACAAGUGGCACAGUCAUGCAUUCCUUUCGUCUUUGGUAUUAAUGUGAAUAUGGAAGUGGAUUUAUCCUCUUUGACUAAGAACCAAAAGAAAUGCAAAAUAAAUAUUUGUUUCUCAUCCAA
This is a messenger RNA of Mugil cephalus (flathead mullet), 1818 nucleotides long. RefSeq names its product RNA polymerase I subunit F (gene polr1f). The transcript has 4 exons. Gene Ontology annotation, biological process: DNA-templated transcription initiation. The coding region runs from base 40 to 1197 and encodes 385 amino acids. The record is from RefSeq and is a predicted model, not a curated record. Gene Ontology annotation, cellular component: RNA polymerase I complex. NCBI's taxonomy places the organism in Eukaryota, Metazoa, Chordata, Actinopteri, Mugiliformes, Mugilidae.